UACGAGCUCACUCGUACCGCGAACUGUCUAGAAUAAACAUACAAUUUCACAAUGGAUCGCUGGUUGAAUCGUGUUGCCGUCGUUACUGGAGCCAGUUCCGGGAUUGGAAAUGCCUGCUGCAAGGAUUUGGUAGCCAAGGGUAUGGUCGUAGUUGGCCUGGCCCGUCGCGAAGAACGUCUUCAGGAGCUGAAGGCAUCGCUGCCGAAAGACCAGCAGUCGCGGUUCCAUGGCCGAAAGUGUGACGUCAGCGUCGAGCAGCAGGUCAUUGAGGCAUUCGCUUGGAUUGAUAAAACUUUGGGAGGAGCUGACGUUUUGAUCAACAAUGCCGGCAUCCUUGGUAAAUUACAAAUCACCGAUCCAGACAACGCUGCCGAUCUGCGCGCUGUCUUGGACACCAAUGUGCUGGGAGUUUCGUGGUGCACCCGCGAAGCGUUCCGCUCGCUGCAGAGCCGCAAAGUCAACGAUGGCCAUGUUGUGAUCAUCAACAGCAUUGCGGGCCAUAUAAUUCCAGUGAUGCCUGGCGUUGGCUUCAAAAUGUAUGCUCCUUCGAAGCAUGCCGUCACCGCACUCACCGAGGUACUGCGACAGGAGUUUCAGCAAAAGAAAACAGAGACGAAGAUAACUAGCAUUAGCCCAGGUGCUGUCGACACCGAGAUCAUUGAUGAUAAAAUCAGGGAGGCAAUGCCAGACUUCCCCAUGCUGCGGGCUGAGGAUGUCGCAGAUGCGGUCACCUACUGCAUCCAGACUCCGCCCAACGUGCAGAUCCAUGAGCUAAUAAUCAAGCCAGUUGGCGAAAGGUUUUGAUGGAUACUCGAACUAGGGACUAUUAUUGUGUGUGACACAGGGGACUUCGUAUUCGGAGUAUUGAUUGGUUUUAAAUAGAAUUAUUUUGUUAAAUAAAAACAUAUUUAAUCCAUUA
Messenger RNA from Drosophila subobscura, 919 nucleotides. Its product is annotated as farnesol dehydrogenase-like. The transcript has 2 exons. NCBI's taxonomy places the organism in Eukaryota, Metazoa, Arthropoda, Insecta, Diptera, Drosophilidae. Bases 52 to 804 code for a protein of 250 amino acids. The record is from RefSeq and is a predicted model, not a curated record.